AUGGCACCUCCCUGGCGUAUCCUAGCAGGAAAGACUGCGUGCGUGACUGGCGGCACCACAGGCAUUGGUCGCGCCAUUACUCUGGAAUACCUCCGCCAAGGCUGCAAUGUCGCCGUCAACCAUUUGGGCCUCGAGCGAGAUGAGUCUUUGCGACGGAGUCUCAUUCAGGAAGCAGAUGCUAUCCGAUCAAGCGGACCAAAGGGACAUGCUGCUGCAGGUCAAAUCAUUGAUGUCCAAGGCGAUAUCACUGAUCCGUCCAGCAGCGAAACCUUGAUCGGAGAAGCGGUCAAGAAAUGGGGCAAACUCGACAUUUUUGUGGCCAACGCGGGCAUUUUCAAGCCUUGUCCGUUCCUACAAAUUGAAAAAGACUUUUUCGACAAGUCCAUCAACACUAACGUAAAUGGCACUUUCUACUCUUUUCAAGCUGCAGCAAGGCAGAUGGUCAAGCAGGGGACGGGCGGCUCUAUCAUUGGGGUUUCAUCAAUUAGCGCACUCGUAGGCGGUGGUUUACAGGUGCAUUAUACACCCACCAAGGCAGCAGUCUCGUCCAUGAUCCAGUCAAUGGCCAUUGCCCUAGCCAAGGAUAAGAUUCGGUGCAAUGCUCUACUUCCCGGAACCAUCCAUACACAAUUGGCAGAUGAGGACAUGGCAAAUGAAGUGAAACGGAAAUACCUGGAACACCGAAUCCCCAUGGGUCGUGUAGGACGGCCUGAAGAUAUGGCAGGACCAGCUGUAUUCUUAGCUUCAGAUGACCUGAGCGGAUACAUGACCGGGUCACAGCUGUUGGCAGAUGGAGGCAUGUUUGUUCACUUGCAGUAA
Messenger RNA from Pestalotiopsis fici W106-1, 819 nucleotides. RefSeq lists its product as uncharacterized. Gene Ontology annotation, molecular function: oxidoreductase activity, acting on the CH-OH group of donors, NAD or NADP as acceptor. The record is from RefSeq and is a predicted model, not a curated record. Lineage: Eukaryota; Fungi; Ascomycota; Sordariomycetes; Amphisphaeriales; Sporocadaceae. The coding region runs from base 1 to 819 and encodes 272 amino acids. The transcript is spliced from 2 exons.